AUGGGAGAUUCAGUACCUCUAAAACUAGCACUGCCAGAGCUGAAGUAUCCUAUUGGUUCACAGCCAAAGGAAAAGUCAGCAAUCAACCAAUACUCUGGUUCAGAUUAUAUCUCUAUUGUCAAAAGCAUCCUAAAACCAGAUGAGAUGAUAAGAGUCCGAGGAUCAUUUCUGGGACCUGUAAUGAAGCUCAGUGAGAGAGGAUUGAAGUUAUCAGCAAAGAUAGUCUACGCCAUUCUCACUAGAAGCAUCGUUUCUGUCAAGGAGAAUGAAGCCUGGUUCCAUUUCGGUGCGCAGCCAAUGAGGUUCUCUAUAAGAGAAUUUCAUAUGAUGACAGGCUUGAAAUGUAGUGGUGCAUUAGAAGGACCACGAAGGGAAACCGAGAGAUUUAAUUGGGAAUUGCUAAAGGGGCGUAGUCAUAAGUUAAGUGACGUGGUGGACCAGCUCAGAAACACAAGAGAAGAUGCUUCUGAGGAGAGAAUAUGCCUCGCAAUGCUCAUCCUGGUAGAGAGCAUAUUAUUGCGGAAGAGCAAAGGAGGGAGUUUUCCUUUGGAAUAUGCGAAAAAUGCACAGGAUAUGACAUAUCCAUGGGGAAAAGAGGCUUACAUUGUGCUCCUGAAGUCAAUUCAAAACGCUGUCGCGAAUCAUUUGGAGAAUAAAUCCAAAUUUGAGUUGCAAGGUUAUCCUCUAGUAUUCCUUCUUUGGAUACUAGAGUCGAUUCCUUUGCUAAGGGAUAAGUUCAGUAAGUGUGUACCAACAGUUGAGGUUCCUGGGCCGACUUACUUGUGUGAAAAAUACACUGAGGUAGAGAAUCCAUCACUUGAUAGGGUUUUACAGGUUGAAGCUGAUACAAAGCUGAAGGUCCAUUGCAUACUACCUUCUAUUCCUCAUGAUCCAGAAGAUGAUAUCUCCAUUGAAGACAAAUAUAGUGACGAGCUGGAAACAGUGAAAGAUGUAACAAAGAAAGGGUACAAGAUUACAGCCGAUGACUGGGAAAAUAGGUGUGUAGACACAUUUGACACAUUGGAUGCUCUUAUUCAAAUGAUGGCAAAUAAGGAGACUGGCCAAGCUUCUACUCCGAUUGAUGAGGAUUCAGUAAAUGAAAAAGUGAACAGGAUCAUCACGGUAAUGGAGGAGAAUCUGAAGAGCAUGAAGGAUCGAAUGUCAUUACUAGAAGAAGAAAACAUACAUCUUAGAGCUCGUGUGUCAGAGUUGGAAGGAAACAACAAUGUUUUUCCCACUAACGUGACACAAAAGGAGACAAUGAUUGAAUCAGCUGCAUCUCCAAAGUCUCAACAAAAUGAGGAGACAAUGAAUGAAUCAGAUGAUGAAACUCUUGCCCUUGAUACUCAAGUAUUCUCUCCUAAUCUGACAAAAGAGAAAGAAACAGAAACGUCUACCGAUGAGAGGCCAUCCAAUCCUAAUCAAGAUGGAAAACCAGAUGAUGAGAUUGUGAUUGAGUCACCUGCUGCUCAGACUCAAGUUUUGCAAAAAGAAACACUGGAAAUGAAUGAGACACCUUCUUCUCCAAUAUCUCCAAAGAGUAUUGAGGCUCAAGUUUUUACUCCAAUUCAGAAACAGCAGACGGUAACAGAGGAAACGUAUGAGGCUACACAGCCAUUGACUGAGAUCAUUUCAGCAAACAAUAAAAAGGAGGAUACACAUGCUGUGCAUCACACACCUUCCUCUCCAUUGUCUUCACUAAUUGCACUAGUUAUUGAAGAAAAUAAGAAUGCUUUGAGUGAGACAGAAACUGCGACCCAAUAUUUUUCUACAAGUGAAGGAGAGCAUACACAAUCAAGCAGAAAGAAUCAAGCAGAAGAAUAUCUCAAGGAUACUACAGAACCUACUACUGAGCUAGUUUCCACAGAUGUUUCGAAGACACAGCCUCUUACUCCGCAAACACAGCACCUUCAGACAAGUGAGGGAGAUCAAUCCGAUGAGACACCAUCAGAGCAGAAUCAAGCAGAAGAAAAUCUCAAGGAUACUACAGAACCUACUACUGAGCUAGUUUCCACAUAUGUUUCGAAGAUGCCGCCUAUUACUCAGCAAACAGAGCAUCUUCAGACAAGUGCUAUAGAUUUUUCAGAAACAAACGAGGUUGAAGUAAGCAGGCUUCUAGCUCACUUUCAAAUAGGCGCAGAGGUUGAGAUUUUGUCUACUGAUGACGAAAUAUGGUAUCCAGGAAAGGUUGUUGAUCUUAAACUGUGUGAAGGACUAGAGGAGCUGACAGUUGAGUACACGACACUCUUCACAGACCAACAUAAUAGACUUCAGAAACUUCAGGAUACUAUCACGGCUGACAAAAUACGUCCUGCAACACCAACUAGUGACCAAAAAUCCUUUGAGAUGAUGGAUAAGGUAGAAGCCUUUUACAACAAUGGCUGGAGCAGCGGACAAAUUAGCAUGGUACUUGGUGAUAACACAUACUCGGUGUGUCUCUAUACUUCUAUGGAAACUAUUCUAUUCAAACAUUCAGAUUUGCGAAUUCAUAGAGAAUGGAAAGAUGGAGUCUGGAAGAUGGCAGAUAAGGUGAAGCCUGAUAAGAAAAGGAAAGCUGCUGCCUCAUCACAAAAUUCAGGAAUGGAUAAUGUUUUCCUAAGAAGGAGCGAGAGGGUGCCUAAACGAUCUAGAGACACAAAAACUCCAUUCAAGUCUGACAGAAAUCCGGCUUUAACUGUAAUACCUGAGAUUAUACCUGCAGUUGAUCCGUUUUCAACUCCUGCGGAACAUAAGCUUUCAAGGCUUCAAAAUUGGAUGACAUUAAAGCCCGGCAUGCAUGAAACGUCCCUAUCAAUCAAUGAUAAUAAGAUAAGGAAAUCUUUCUUUCAAAGCAUGGAAAAUGCAAAAAAGGACCUUAAGAAAGAGCACAUUGAUGGAGCCUUUGCAAUGCUAAAUUGCAGAAGAAAUGAGAAUGCUGCUUGGUUCCACAACUACAAGAUUCCAAAGGCGUGCUUCCUACCUAUGGAGUUCUUGCAUUGCUUGCUCUCUGAUGAUUUGGCUUACAAGAAAGAAAAGGUCAAAGGUAAAAAGAUUUUCAACGAUAUAUUUAAAGAUACUGUGAGAGGGAAGGUAUAUCCAGAGAAGACAUGGGGAGAAGAUGUUGAUGUUGUGUAUGGGAUUACUCUUGGAAAAAAAAGCAAUGUCUGGAUUGGGAUGGAAAUUCAUUUGAAGAAGAAAAGAAUCACAGUAUAUGAUUGUUUUCAAAAGGAAAGCAACAGCAUUGAUAUUCCUCAAGUGAAAAAGUUGGCAGUGUUGAUUUCUAAUCUGCUGGUGGAAUCUUCUGGUGAUGAGGUAGAUAAAGUGAAGAUGAUUCCAUUUGAGAUUGAGCAGGCACAAGGUUUACCCAAGACAAAACAUCCUUUCAACUGUGGGAUAUUUCUUGUCAAGAUUCUGGAGUGCUAGUCAUUGAAGAUAGGAGACAUGACAAAGAUUAAUGAUGACAAUGCAUUGGAGCUAAGGAGAACCUUGUCUUGUGAGAUAUUCAGCCAAUUUGUGGAUGAGAGCUUUGGGAAAUGAGAAUGAUGCAUGAAAACAUUUUUUGUUUUAGUUAAGACUCGGUUUUAGUUAUGACUGUUUAUUUUGUUAUGUUGUUGGCGUCUGGUUACAUAAGAAAGAUUGGAAGGAUAUCAAGUAUUUUUUUUGGGUAUCAUAUAUCUUGGAAGGUUAAAAUAAUGUUUCUGGAUGGGUUUCCAGAAAAAAGUUAAGUGUUUCAAAUGUAAAAAAGAAUGAAAUGAGAUUAUAUACUAAGGAUUGGACAUGUAUAUGGUAAGCUUAAAAUUGUGAUGUUUACAGACAACAAAAAUUUAGAACCACAAAGGAUCGAACCCAGAGGGAGAGAGUUUGCGUAUUUGGAUAGUGUGGGAGUUUAGCCACUAGGCCAAGAAGAAUCAUCUGUUAAUGGAUUACAUUUAAUUUUAUUUAACUCCAAACUGUAACACAAAAAAAAUUAAAAUUGAUUUUGAAUCCACCACAUAUCAAACCCGGGGAUAGAGAGACUUUUGAGUUAUGAAAUGCCUUGGUUUAACCGCUGGUCUGAGGAGAAUCAUCUGUUAAAGAAUAUUACAUAAACAUACUUAAACCAAUUAAUAUAGGAUAGGUUUCCAAAACAAUACAUUUCGAUUGAAAAAAGACAAAACUCUUGCCGUCUCAACACUCUCGCCGUUUCAAACUUCUCGAAUCUCACUCGUCUCCGCCUCUCGAAUCUCUCUCUCAUCUCCAUAUCUCUCGAUCUCCGACGAAAACCCAUCUCCAGAACUCUCUCUCUCUCUCGAUCUUUUACGCGAGCUCUCUCUAUUCUCCGAGAAAAACCAUUUCUAGAGCUCUAUCUCUUUAAGGUAUGUUGCAGAUUCAACCUUAUGUGUGUUUUCUUUCUGAGAGAUUGGUCUCCUGGUUUUUGCUUGUGUAUAGACUUGCUCGUUUUAACCUAAUAUGAUUGGUAGAAUUCUAGUUCAUGUGAAAGCAUGUGUAUAGACUCAGGAAGGAUUUGUAUUGUUUCAGGAAACCCUUCCUGAAAAUUGGAUUUUAAUUAAUUUAGACAAAUAAAAUUUUUCUUGUUUACGCAGGAUAGAAACAAGAUGGGAGAUCCAUUACCAUUAAGACUAGCACUGCCUGAGCUGAGGUAUCCGAUUGGAUCAGAGCCAGAGAAGACGAUAUCGAUAAACCAACACUCGAUAGUUGCUUAUAUCAAAACUGUUAAGGAAAUUCUAGGAAAUGAUGAGUUCAACAGAAUAAGAGGGACGUUUUUGGGACCGGUGAUCAAGCUUGGAGAGAGGUCUUUGAAAUUAUCAGCUAAGAUAGUGCACGCAGUUCUCACCAAAAGCAUCAAGACAGUGAAGAGACACGAAGCAUGGUUCCAUUUUGGUGCUCAGCCAAUGAGGUUCUCUAUAAGAGAAUUCCACAUGGUGACUGGUUUGAAAUGUAGUGGUGAAGCAAGAGAACCACGAGAGGAAACCGAGAAAUUUAAGUGGGACUUCCUAAAAGGGCGUACUCAUCCAGUAAAGGACGUGGAGAAGCAGCUCAGAAACACAAGAGAAGAUGCUUCUGAUGAGAGAUUCCGCCUUGUAAAGGGCGUACUCAUACUACUACAGAAGAGCCUUCUCGACGGUGGCACAACUUUUACUUUGGAUUAUGUGAAAAUAGCGCAGGAUAUAGAUGUCUUGAUGACAUACCCAUGGGGGAGAACAGCUUAUAAUUUGCUGUUAAAAUCACUUCAGAGAGCUGUCGACAAAAGCCUCGACAAAAACAAUUAUGAUUUGCAAGGAUUCCCUAUGGCAUUUCUUAUAUGGAUACUUGAGUCAGUACCUUUGCUACAGUAUGCAUUCAGUCAAGUUGUUCCUAUUCUGAGCGUUCAACCGUCUACCCCAAUAUUUUUGUGUGAGAAGUACCUUCAAAUAGCUUCUCCACAGCUGAUAGAUGUUCUCCUAAUUGAAAUCAAAGAUCAUGUAAGUUUUUACAUUAUUUUUUUCUUGUUUCUGUUUUGCCUUAUGAUUCUCCAUUUAAAAGCUAAUUAUUUUUAUGGUUUCAGCUUAAGGUCACAUGCAUCCUACCUCCUAUUUCUAAUGAUCCAGAAGCUGAUGUUUGCAUGGAAGACGAAGCUAAUAAAGAUCUGGAUGACAUGGCCGAUUUAUCCAAGAGAGGUUAUAAGUUUAAAAUUAGAGAUUGGCGAAACAUGUCAGUAGACCUAUACGGUGCUAAUGAACAAAUAAGAAGAGCA
This is a messenger RNA of Brassica napus (rape), 5713 nucleotides long. RefSeq lists its product as uncharacterized. The transcript is spliced from 14 exons. Gene Ontology annotation, molecular function: cysteine-type peptidase activity. The coding region runs from base 1 to 3402 and encodes 1133 amino acids. The record is from RefSeq and is a predicted model, not a curated record. Gene Ontology annotation, biological process: proteolysis. Lineage: Eukaryota; Viridiplantae; Streptophyta; Magnoliopsida; Brassicales; Brassicaceae.